This is a messenger RNA of Fukomys damarensis (Damara mole-rat), 4116 nucleotides long. It is a transcript of the gene Usp6nl, whose product is annotated as USP6 N-terminal like. The coding region runs from base 138 to 2684 and encodes 848 amino acids. The record is from RefSeq and is a predicted model, not a curated record. NCBI's taxonomy places the organism in Eukaryota, Metazoa, Chordata, Mammalia, Rodentia, Bathyergidae. The transcript has 14 exons.
AAUUUAAAGAGGAGUUAGCUGCCUUACACUUUUUUGGUUAUAAUUAGUUGGAGAAUAUGUGAGGUACCACCUAAGAGUCUUGGUGUGCUCAAGAAUCACAACGUAAUAAUGAAAUCUUGGAAUACAUAGGUUACUCUAUGAGGACUGACACAACUCUCAGUUCCAAAGUCUGGACUGAUUAUCCAGCAAAAGAUUCGGACCAGGAUGUAGCACUCAAACUUGCCCAAGAACGAGCUGAAAUUGUUGCUAAAUAUGACAGAGGACGAGAAGGUGCAGAGAUUGAACCUUGGGAAGAUGCUGAUUAUCUUGUUUACAAAGUCACGGAUAGAUUUGGCUUUUUGCAUGAGGAGGAGCUCCCAUAUCAUAAUGCAGCUAUGGAACGGCAAAAGCACCUGGAAAUUGAAAGAACUACCAAAUGGCUGAAAAUGCUAAAAGGAUGGGAAAAAUACAAGAACACUGAAAAGUUUCACAGAAGAAUUUACAAAGGAAUCCCCCUCCAGCUCCGGGGUGAAGUCUGGGCUCUCCUUCUUGAGAUCCCUAAAAUGAAAGAAGAAACACGAGACCUUUAUAAUAAAUUAAAACACAGAGCACGGGGCUGUUCACCUGAUAUCAGACAGAUAGACCUUGAUGUCAACCGUACAUUUAGGGAUCAUAUUAUGUUUAGAGACAGAUACGGCGUUAAGCAACAGUCUUUAUUCCAUGUUCUUGCGGCAUAUUCUAUAUAUAAUACGGAAGUUGGGUACUGUCAGGGAAUGAGCCAAAUCACAGCUCUGCUUCUCAUGUACAUGAACGAGGAAGAUGCUUUCUGGGCCCUCGUCAAACUCUUCUCAGGCCCCAAGCAUGCCAUGCAUGGCUUUUUUGUCCAAGGUUUUCCUAAACUCUUGCGGUUUCAAGAACAUCAUGAAAAAAUACUGAAUAAAUUUCUGUCUAAACUUAAACAACACUUGGAUUCACAAGAAAUCUAUACAAGUUUUUAUACAAUGAAGUGGUUUUUUCAGUGUUUCCUUGAUCGUACUCCCUUUACGCUAAACCUCAGAAUAUGGGAUAUCUACAUCUUUGAAGGAGAACGAGUUCUUACUGCUAUGUCUUACACAAUUUUAAAAUUACACAAAAAACAUCUAAUGAAAUUGUCUAUGGAAGAACUCGUAGAAUUUCUUCAGGAGACUUUAGCGAAAGACUUUUUCUUUGAAGAUGAUUUUGUAAUAGAGCAACUUCAGAUUUCUAUGGCAGAACUAAAGCGGGCAAAGUUAGACCUCCCAGAACCUGGUAAGGAGGAUGAAUAUCCAAAGAAGCCGUUGGGGCAGCUUCCACCUGAGUGUCUUUCUGGCGGUAUUAAUCACAUGAGCAACGGGCAGAGAAGUGUUGGCAGGCCCAGUCCCCGUAUGAACAGCAGGACAGGAAGUGGCUCCUCACCUCACAGAAAGCACGAGCACUCCCCCCACCGUCCGAAUAAAACUGGUACUCCAGAACGAGUGAGGCAGCUCAGGCGGAAAUCGGUGGAUGAAGACAGUAAAAAUCUUAAAGACGAGGAGAAUUUUCAAAGAAAACUUUCAUCAGGUCCACAAGACAAUUCCAGGCACUAUAACCAUGCAGCUGCUAACCAAAAUAGCAAUGCUACUUCAAAUAUCAGGAAGGAAUUCAUGCCCAAAUGGAAUAAACCAUCAGAUAGUUCGGCUGUUGAAAGAACUGCCAAAUACGUCACUGAAGGCAAAAGCAGAUUGGUGCACCCCGCACUUACAGCCGCCUCUCCAAGUUCUGCCGAUGCUCGGAUAGCAAACGCAAGGCAGAAGAUGAAGGUUUGGGAUGGUGAUGCCGGGAAGCGGGGCUCUAAUGCCUCUCAAUAUGAUAACGUUCCUGGGAGUGAGAAUGAAAACGGAGCUUCUGUUGAAGAGGCACUGGAGAGGGCUUACUCUCAAAGUCCAAGGAACGCCAUUUACCCCAGCAGCCCAAGAAAGCACGCUGAGCCAGGGCCUAGUCCACCAAAAGUACCCAACAAGUUUACUUUUAAAGUACAGCCUCUGAGCUAUGGAAAAUAUCCAUCUCAGUUAGAAGGGGAAGAUCGAGGGACCAUGCAUCCUCCGUCGUACAGCAAUCCUCCCGUUUACCAUGGAAGUUCUCCGAAACAUAUCCCCUCUGCUAACAGCUUUGUGUCUCCACAGAUUAGUCCUGGAACUCAAAUGAAUCCUUCCAGGAGACCUUACGGCUCUACCCUUUCAGUUGAUACUUCUCCAGAGAAAUCUUACAGUCGCCCGGCCCCUCUUGUACUACCAUCUAGUCGAAUAGAAGUCCUUCCUGUUGAUAUUGGUGCUGGGGGAUACUCGGGCAAUUCAGGGUCGCCAAAGGAUGGUAAAUUUAUCAUUCCUCCAGUAGAUUAUCUUCCGGAUAACAGGAAAUGGGCAGAAGUUGGUUAUACAUACAGAUCGGAGGUGCACGGACAAUCAUGGACUCGAGAUCCUAACCGUAGCCACUUAAGCAAUUUACCAAAAUAUCCAGCCUUUCAACGCGUACCCUUUCAGGACCAUAACCUCCCAGCAGUUUCAGUCGAUAGCCCAGUGCGAUGUAAAACUUCACCAGCUAUAGAAGAUGCCAGUCCAGCUGGGUAUCAGUAUGCGGGGCCCUCGCCUCCAGCUUAUCAUUAUAGAAAUCGCGAGGGGCUUUCUGUUCAAGAGCCAGUAUUGCUGUGAGAGUUUAUCCUUAUGAGAAACGAGAAUAGAAACUGUAUGAAACCUGCAUUGCUAUGUUUUAAUUGCCAAAGCAGUAUUUUAUAUUAUUGUAAACAACUCACACAGUUCUAAUGUAUAUUAGUAAUAAGAAUAUUUAGAAAUGUUUUCAUCCCCACGCAGAUGCUGCUUAAGAUGAGCAUUUUAAAUUGCAUCAUCACUGAACCUCUUAAAAAUUUAACCUGGAAACAGCAAUAGCAUUUAGGGAUGCACUCAGUGAUGAUUCUUUACUCAGUUUCAUUUAUAUCUUUCUCAAAACCUGGACAUUUUCAUGCUGUUGGCCCAUUCUAUUUUGACUAGUGUUAUAAAGUGCUGAAAAACUGUUGAACAGGUAUUUUUAAGGCUCUAUGUGGUGUAUGUGUCUUUUAAUAGAUAUUGUAGUCAUCCGUGCAUACACAUUUGAGCACAAAAUUGAAGAAAUGUUUUUUAAAACUAUAUUCAGUCUUUCCAUGAAAUAAUGUUAUACUUCUUUUCCUUAUCUUUUAGUCCAGUGUUUCCCCUUCGUGUUUUUAACCUAAUUCCUAACCUCAUUAAAAAUUUGCCCGACUUUAUUAAUACAUCUCACCAGAAGCUCAUCAUUCUCUUUCAGCUGCUGGCAUUUUCCUUCUGUCUAAAAAUUAAAGACAUUGGAGAAAAAAGUUGACCAUGCAAUGGUGCUUAAACACUGGGGCCAAAGGAGUGGCACUUACUGUAUCUGUACCACAGGUCAGUCUUAGUGCUUCCGCGCUGUUUGCUGUGGUCCGACUUCCACAGCUCCAAGCGGACUGCUCCGUGGUGGGAGUCAGGGAAGCGCUGCGGCAGCACAGCUCUCUAGGGUCUGCAGGAGAAGCCACACUGACUGUGCAGCUCGCAGGAGAAGUUCGUGUCCGAGCAGGGCUGGUGGUGUGGUCCCUUUUCACUCUGACCCUCCAUUCUUUCAGGGUCUCCCUCCAUGGCCCGGCGUAGUUGUUACAUGAUCUGUUUCUGACAUUCUUUCUUUAAAAAUGUAGUUAACAUGACGUUGCUGCUGGUACCAGGCCUUCACAUUAGCUUUUACAUUAUUUAUCCAUGUUAAAAUUGUAUAAAAAAAUUUAUCCUGAUUGUUAUUAGGAGUCUAGAAUUUUAAUCCUUUUUAAAAAUACAGUGUGACUUUUAUACUUUCAAAAGUCUUUUUUCAGUGAAAAAAAUUCAGGUUCGUGGUAAAAGCAGUGAUGUCUUUAAAAAUAUUCUGUUACACUACAAUUACCAAACACUGACAAAAUGUUGGGCACUGCACAAAAGUAAAAUAUUGUAUUUAAGUGGAGUGCUUGUUUUCAACAUCACUUUGCUCAUAUUUGCAUAACAGAAAAUAGAUGAUCUGGGCCAGGGAUUCAGCUCAUUGGUGCCGCUGCCUGCCUCACAAGCACAAGGUCCUGAG